Molecule: messenger RNA, 769 nt
Organism: Cornus florida
Lineage: Eukaryota; Viridiplantae; Streptophyta; Magnoliopsida; Cornales; Cornaceae
Exons: 4
Coding region: 265-495 (76 amino acids)
Biological process (GO): translation
Cellular component (GO): large ribosomal subunit; ribosome
Molecular function (GO): structural constituent of ribosome
Source: RefSeq, a predicted model, not a curated record
AUAGGUAAAAGUUUCAAACUCAAGUCCCAAUAUCUUUUACUGCCCUUCACAGACGCUCCUCCAUCUCUACAAUCAAUCUGCUUCGACACUCCGCAGGACGCAGCCACCGUGACAAGGCUUGCUAGCAGGACACUCUUCUUAGGAUCUCGCCAGAUAAGAGCCACCAUUCACAGCAUAUGAGAAUGCAAAAAAGAGGAUUCUUAGAAAUUCUAUCCCAAGUGGCACAAGCUCAGAUGGAGGCAUGGGACAUUUAAACAAUACGACAUGGACAAGGGACAUGAAAACAAUAAGACAUGGACAUGUCAACACAUCAAAUCCUGUAAAAGAAUGGGUAAUCAAAAGAAGAAUUUCAUAAAGCUUGUCUCUGCUGCUGGGACUGGAUACUUCUAUGUGAAGAGGAGGAAUCCGGCUAGGAUCACGACAAAGCUCGAGUUCCGGAAAUAUGAUCCUCGGGUGAAUUGCCACGUUCUGUUUACUGAGGCAAAGAUGAAGUGAGUGGGAAGGCUUCUGUAAUGGUAGAUCGUUGCCCUUGUCUACUGUUAUUGUUCACUGUUUUGGAAUUUUGAUCAAUAUGGUAUUUCUAUUUCCUCUAGACUGGUUUUGGCUAGUUGAUGUAGAACUUGGAUGCUGUUUGUUUUUAGUGUUAUGAUUAUAAUCUUUUCGAUGUAAGUGCCAAACUUCAUCUCUUGACAGUCUUGUUACUCUUUUGCAUAAUGUUUCCUGAGACAUGGUUCACAUGUUGAAAUGGGAUCUUCAUGGGUUAAAUGCA